AUGCCGGCACCUGUUUCGUCCCAAGUCAGCACAUCAGCACUCCCGUCAUCAUCACCAUCACCAUCACCACCAUCACAACUAUCACCACCAUCACAACUAUCACCAUCAUCACAACUAUCACCACCACCACCACAACCAACCAUCACCGGACCAACCACCACAACCGAAAUCACCACCCUCUACCUAACCUUCACCACCCCCCUCCCAACCGCCAACACCACCAUCUCGACCCACGCCCACCAACCCCCUUCCCCCCCAGCACCAGACCUCACCCCCUUCAGCAACCCUCAAACCUGGCCCUCCCCCCGCAAACACCUCCUCCUGGCCCUCUCCUGCAUCGCCACCUUCCUAACCGCCUACACAGCCGGUUCCUACUCCCCGCCCCAACACCUCAUCCAAGCCUCCCUCUCCUCCCACCCGCCCAUCGAAGCCGUCCUCACCGGCAUCACCACCUUCUGCCUCGGCUUCGCAUUCACCCCCAUGGUCCUCGCCCCCCUCUCCGAGAUGAACGGGCGGUACCCCGUCUUCGUGGCCGCCGGGAUCGUGUACGUGGUGUUUCAGGCGGUAUGUGCUGUAGUGACGAACCUGGCGGGGAUGUUAGUGGCGAGGUUUUUGGUCGGGGCCGGCGCAUCGGUGUUCAGUACCAUGGUGGGGGGCGUGAUUGCGGAUAUGUGGGAUGCGAAGGGGAGGAAUAUGCCGAUGGCGGUUUUUAGUGGGAGUGUGCUGGCCGGGACGGGGUUGGGGCCGUUGGUGGGGGCUGUGAUGACCGAGAGGAUGGGAAGGGAGGCAGAGGAGGAGGGAGGAGGGGGGAAGUGGAAGUGGAUUUUUUGGCAUCAGGUGGUGAUGUGUGGGGUUAUGAUGGUGGCGGUGGUGGUUUUUUUCAGGGAGAGUAGGGGGUCCGUGUUGUUGUCGAGGAAGGCCGGGGCGUUGAAUCGGUGGUAUGAGGCGUUGGAGGGGGAGGGGUAUUUUGGGGUUUGGGAGGUUGACGAAGGGGAAGGGGGCAACGUGGGAGAACAGGAUGGGAAUGGUAGCGGGGAUGAGGAGAAACAGUCGGGUUUCAACACGGGACAACAACAACAACGAACAACCGCCAACCUCCGCCGGAUCCGAUGGAUAGUCAAAGAAGACGAGGAACGGGCAUCGCUCAGCAAGAUGAUUGGGACGUCCAUAUCGCGGCCGUUCCAUCUGCUGUUUACCGAGCCUGUUGUGUUUUUCUUCUCGCUUUGGGUGGCUUUUGCUUGGGGGAUUCUUUAUCUCACCUUUGGGUCUAUUCCAUAUGUCUACCAGACUGUGUAUGGUUGGUCGCUGGAGAAGUCUGGUUACAUUUUUGUGGCCUUGAUCAUUGCGGCUGUGCUUGCUACGGCUAUUGGCGUGUGGCAGGAGAGUUUGUUGAGGCAUCCGAACAGCAACAACAACAACAGCAGCAACAACAACAACAGCAGCAGCAGCAAUAACAAUAAUAAUGACGACAUCUCCGACUCAUGCUGCAGCAACACCAAGACCUCCCCCUCCUCCUCACAACCGACGACCCUCUGUCUAUCCGACCGCAUCUGGCGCCUCCUCCGCGAGCGUUUCCCCGUCACCUCCCCCGAAUCCCGCCUCUACUUUACCUGUCUCACCAGCACCUUCCUCCCCAUCGGCCUCUUCAUCUUCGGCUUCACUUCCCGCCCGGACACCCACUGGAUCGGCCCAGCCAUCGGCAUGGUCUUGGCCACCAUGGGUAUUCUGUCUAUCUAUCUCGCCGUCUUCAACUACUUCGCCGAUACCUACCAUAAAUACGCCUCCUCGGCCCUGGCGGCCCAGUCGUUUUGUCGGAAUGUGCUGGGCGGCGCGUUCCCGCUCGUUACGGGGCCGCUGUUUCGGCGUUUGGGGGAGGCCAGGGCGGGAGCGGUGUUGGGGGGGAUUGCGGCGGGGUUGACGGUGGUGCCGUGGGUGUUGGUUUUUUGGGGGGGGAGGAUUAGGGCUAGGAGUCCUUUUGCGAGUGUGAGUUUUUUUUUUUUUUUUCCUUCAUACCCCAUAUUUCUCUUGUUGAAUUACUAG
Messenger RNA from Dichotomopilus funicola, 2040 nucleotides. RefSeq lists its product as uncharacterized. Lineage: Eukaryota; Fungi; Ascomycota; Sordariomycetes; Sordariales; Chaetomiaceae. The transcript has 2 exons. Gene Ontology annotation, biological process: transmembrane transport. The record is from RefSeq and is a predicted model, not a curated record. The coding region runs from base 1 to 2040 and encodes 679 amino acids. Gene Ontology annotation, molecular function: transmembrane transporter activity. Gene Ontology annotation, cellular component: plasma membrane.